AUGUGGAUGCUUUCAGAGCACAACCAAAGCUGGGUUGCUGAAUUUAUUCUGCUUGGCUUCUCCAGUGACUCCAUCUCCAACAGGAUCCUCUUCAUUGUCUUCCUUAUCUUGUACCUGAGCUCAAUCCUAGGCAAUGGGCUCAUCGUCAUUCUGAUCUGCCUGGACUCACAUCUCCACACUCCCAUGUACUUCUUCCUCUGUAUUCUCUCCCUGCUGGACAUGGGCUAUGUCACCACCACCAUGCCUCAGAUGCUGGUGCACCUUCUCACUCACUCUCAGGACAUCUCCUUUGCUGGCUGUUGGAUGCAAAUGUAUGUGUUUGGUGCCCUGGGCCUAUCUGAGGGCAUCAUUUUUGUGGUCAUGGCCUAUGACCGAUAUGUGGCCAUUUGCUAUCCACUGCGUUAUACUAUUAUGCUCAGUUGGGGCUUGUGCACACGGCUGGCAGCUGGGACUUGGGUCUGUGGUUUCUCCUUCUCUCUGAUUCACACCUUCCUCACCAUGAGGCUGCCCUACUGUGGGCCCAACAUCGUCAACCACUACUUCUGUGAAGGUCCCUCGGUACGGAGCUUGGCUUGCAUGGAUACCCACCUCAUAGAGAUGGUAGACCUAGUCAUGGGUGUAUUUAUGGUUGCUACGCCAGUCUCCUUAAUUUUGGCAUCUUAUAUUCGGAUUACCCUGGCCAUUCUCAAGAUCAAGUCCACCAGGGGCCGUUUUAAGGCCUUCUCUACUUGUGCUUCUCACCUGACUGUGGUCACAUUCUUUUAUGGUCCAGCCACUUACAUCUAUAUGAGGCCCAAUUCCAACUACUCCUCUGAAUGUGAUAAGCAGGUCUCACUCUUUUACAAUGUCUUCACUGCUCUGCUUAACCCCAUAGUCUACAGUCUAAGGAACAAGGACAUUAAGGGAGCUUUCCUCAAGGUGAUGAAGCGCGGUAGGGUGGCCUGA
Molecule: messenger RNA, 945 nt
Organism: Echinops telfairi (small Madagascar hedgehog)
Lineage: Eukaryota; Metazoa; Chordata; Mammalia; Afrosoricida; Tenrecidae
Product: olfactory receptor 2A12-like
Exons: 1
Coding region: 1-945 (314 amino acids)
Biological process (GO): G protein-coupled receptor signaling pathway
Cellular component (GO): membrane
Molecular function (GO): G protein-coupled receptor activity; olfactory receptor activity
Source: RefSeq, a predicted model, not a curated record